AUGUUCACUCACGCCCCCCUCAAUGAAAGUCGCCGAGAAAUCAGGCUCGUCAGAAUCCGCCCCCCGCCCAACGAACAAGUCAGCGCCAAGAAGACGAUCGCACUUGAAAUCAAACACGCCUCGCUAGACGAGCCGGGACUGUCAUACGCGGCACUCUCGUACGUGUGGGGGAGCGCCACCGACACGGCGCCGAUUGAGAUCGAAGGUGCCUCUUUCAGCGUCACCUUGAACCUUCAUGCCGCGCUCCAGCAACUGCAAAUGAACUCGGUCGACUCCUGGUUCUGGAUAGACGCGCUCUGCAUUGAACAGGCCAACCUAGAGGAGAAGAGCUGGCAGAUCGGUACUAUGCGGGAUAUCUUCAGCGGCGCCGACAUGGUCUACGUGUGGUUGGGCCCCGGAACCGAAAACAGUGAUUUAGCUAUGGACUUUAUUUCCCGGACUGGAACCACACUCAAUAAGUGCGACGCUGUAGACUUGAGGUCGAAAUUCAGGGAUAAUCAAGAGGUCAAGUUAUACAUCCAAGAGCGCUUCUCUACCCAGGGCGAGGCAAUCAAUCCUACCGAGUCAAUGACGACCAUCGAGGAAGCUUAUAGAACGACAGAAGACUCCACACCAAAGGAAAAAUCAGAAAUCGAGGAAAGAGAAUGCCUGAUAAGAUUUAGGCUGGCCGUAUACGACAUCUUCUGUGACUUUUUCGGACACCGUUCACGACGAAUAAGCGAGGCGAUUCGUGAUCUCCUUGACCGAGAGUACUGGCAACGCAUCUGGAUCAUUCAAGAAGUAGUACUCGCGCGGAACACCUCUGUUGUAGUUGCUGGAAAUAGAAGCGUCUUGUUGGAUAUUUUCGACGCUGCUCUCAGGAUAUUGUGGGAUCAUCGGGGUGCAGUCCAUCUCGACCAUCCAUCCUGGACCAGGUUUACUUUACCGAUAUCAGGAGCGCUCAGAGGAUUGAAGUCUCUGGGAGUGCGGUACCAACGUCGACGAGGUGUUCGCGUAAGGCUGGAGAACAUCUUAUGGGAGCUGACCGUCGCCCCGGAGCGGCCUCAUUACUCUGCCACGGACCCGAGAGAUAUUCUUUUCGGAUUACUUGGCAUACUCGAAGAAAACGAGAAACAAAGCUCCCGAGUAGACUACUCGCUUUCCAAGGAGGAUGUCUUUGUCAAUAUUACGACCACUAUACUUGAUUCUCCUGGUGGCGGGCCCUCCCGCUUUCGUCUCGAUUCCACAGUCCCAGAAGACCGAAAUGGCACGCUCCCGACAUGGGUGCCAGACUGGCAAGUCAUUGGCCAAUACGGUGUGUCCACAUGGCCGAUUAGCUACAGCCAUGAAUUUGAAGCAGCGGCACAGAGAAAGCAGCGACGGAAAGCUUCCGACUGCCUGGUAAUACACGACGGCAGAACUAGCAUACUCCAGGAAGGAUGUUACGUCGAUAAAGUCACGGAAGUGAUGGCUCCUCCCGUAUGGGAGCAGGUCGAUGUCUACACUGCGCCCACGUUGAAAAGGCCCGAUGACUGGUUCCUUUCGGUCAUUGAAUUCGCCGGUCUUGGGCCGGAGCCUGACCCUGAAGAAGACCACAUUUGGCGUAUACUCAGGCGCGCCGAUUACCGGAAGAUCAAGGACAAUCAUCGCUACACAAUCACUGCGGAAGUCACCGACCUUUGGCGGAGAAUCAUGCGAGUCCAGGCUCUAGAUGCGGCGACGUUGACCACAGAAGAGACGGUGUUCAUUAUUGCAGACACUCGAAGCCGCAGCCCCUCGAGAUCCCAUGAAUACAUCAGUGUAACUGACGAGGAUCUGAGCAGAUUUGCGCAAGAUGCGCGAAGAUAUUUGGGCGCGACCAAUAGGAACCGCACGCUGUUCAAGACCGCAAAAGGGAGGGUUGGUCUCGGGCACGUUGGAGUCGAGGUAGACGAUGUGGUGACGCUGAUUUGGGGGGCAUCUUGUCCCAUUGUCUUGAAGGAACGGUCUGAAGGGCACUUUUACUUCGGGGGGGACGCAUACCUAGACGGCAUGAUGUUCGGUGAAUUCCUUCAGACUGAGCCCGCAGAGGUGGAGUUUAGGAUAUUUUGA
This is a messenger RNA of Colletotrichum abscissum, 2070 nucleotides long. RefSeq lists its product as uncharacterized. NCBI's taxonomy places the organism in Eukaryota, Fungi, Ascomycota, Sordariomycetes, Glomerellales, Glomerellaceae. The transcript has a single exon. The record is from RefSeq and is a predicted model, not a curated record. The coding region runs from base 1 to 2070 and encodes 689 amino acids.